AAGGGUGCAUCGUACGAUAGUGAUUACGAUUAGCGAAUGGAUGAUUUGAGUUGUGCAGGAGGGGGCUUGUUUUUAGCAGCAAGCAAGGUCGUUCUUUGUGUCAAAAAAUUCUACUUGUGACGAAUACUUAGUUUUUGUUAUUUACGAGGAGUGAGUGACUGUUUGUGCUCAGUAACAAAGGUCAUAGAGCGCGUAUGUUGUUAAUAGUAAUCAAUAUUUAAAGAAACUUGUAAUUUCGAACGUUCCAAUGAGUUUGGGAGGAGGUCACAGUAUAGAGGGAACAAAUGCAGGAGGAAUAUUUGUUCAGUUUAAUCAAGAUUGCACGUCCCUAGUUGCUGGUAGUAGUAGUGGCUAUCAUUUGUUUGCACUGACUCCCGAUGAUGGAAUUGAAGAAAUAUAUGCAAGCCGGUCAGGGCAGGACACCUGUCUGGUGGAUCGCCUCUUCAGCAGUUCCUUGGUCGCCAUUGUUACAGUUUCAGCUCCCAGGAAGCUAAUCGUGUGCCACUAUAAGAAAGGAACUGAAAUAUGCAAUUACAGUUACAGUAACACAAUUCUCGCUGUAAAGCUAAACCGAUCCAGGCUGAUUGUAUGUUUAGAAGAGUCGCUUCACAUUCAUAACAUUCGUGAUAUGAAAAUCCUCCACACGAUCCGCGACACGCCUCCGAACCCGCGCGGACUGUGCGCGCUCUCUCCCUGCGUCGACCACUGCUACGUGGCCUACCCCGGUUCCAGCGCCGUCGGGGAGGUGCAGAUAUUCGAUGCCGUGCAUCUUAAUGCGAAGUGCGUGAUCAGCGCGCACGACAGCCCGCUGGCUGCGCUCGCGUGGUCCAUGUGCGGGCGACGCCUGGCCACCGCGUCCGAGCGCGGCACCGUCAUCCGCGUGUUCGCCGUGCCCGAGCGCACGAGACUUUAUGAAUUCCGGCGCGGAGUGAAGCGCUGCGUGUCCAUAGCGUGCCUCGCCUUCAGCGCGUGUGGGGCAUACCUAGCGGCCACAUCUAACACGGAGACGGUUCACGUGUUCCGGUUGCAAGAGGGCGCAGCGGGCGCAGUCGGAGCGGGUGCGGUGGUGGGCGCCGGUGAGGAGGGCAGCGCCGGUGCAGGACCCGCGGGCGCCGCCGAGGCCGGCUGGAUCGACUGGCUGUCGCAGGCGGUGUCGGCCGGCGCCGGCUACCUGCCCGCCCAGGUGGCCGAUGUGCUCACGCAGGGUCGUGCUUUCGCCGCCGCCCGUCUACCGCGCCCCGCUCGCCGCGCCGUAGCCGCCGUCACCAUUGUGGCGCGGACGGCGCGGCUGGUGGUGGCCACGUCGGACGGCGUGGUGUACGUGUACUCGCUGGAUGCGCAGGAGGGCGGCGAGUGUGCCCUGCUCCGCACUCACCGCCUACUGGACGCCGGUACGCCCGCGCCGCUACACUCGCAGGAAGCCGCGGCGGGCUGCAGUUACGCGGGCGCGCUGCGCGGCCGGCUGCCGGACACCAUGACAGAGUCGGAGCGCGCGCAGGAGCUGGGAGCGGCGCUGGCCGGCUCCCCGCCGCGCGGCGCCUUCGACCUGCGCGACCACAGACACUUCCCGCCCAUGCGCGCGUCGCCCGCCAGCCCCGCCGCCCCCGCGCCCGCCGCCGACCAGUAGGGCGGGCGAUCUAUCGCAAUCUCAGAAUGUGUAAAUUGUAUUUAACAUUUUAGAAAAAUUUAAUCGUAUAAAUACGCAUCGAUGACCCCUCCUUGAUCCUCUAUGUUUGUCACGCGAACUUCGGAUUUCUCGAUUGGAUCGUUGUUUUUAUCCGCACGAGAUAGUGAAACCUCGAUGACUUAAAUAAAAAUGAAACCGUCGGAUGUGAUAAAAAUGAUCAGUCCUGAUUUUUACUUUUCGACGAGAAUAAAACUAAUAAUAACAUUAUUAUAAGUACAAAAAAAUAUAUAUUUACAUUUUAAGGUUGUAUAAGACAAUUUUUACAUAUAGACAAGAGUGACGGGAAUUUCUACGACCGCCUAAUAUGACUCAUUCGAUGUGGACGAAGACAACGAACCACAUUGAGUUAUUCCGUCACGCACUCGAGUGCGUGCAGCCAACUGUACAUAGCGUUCUACGUGUAUACUAUACGAGGCACCUGUAAUAUAAUUCUAUAUUAUUUUAAAUUUAGACUUUGCGAUGUGAUAGCCCUUGAUGGCUGUUUAUGCUGUGAUUGUUUCGAAUGUAUGUCUGAUUAAAUCGAUUUAAAAUAGUAUGAAAAGUCCGCUGCAUAAAAAAAAAAAUAUAUAAAAUAAAAUUUGAAGAUAAAAAUUGCGGCGAGUGCAAGACACGUAUAAUUUUAGUAAAUAACAUUUUGCUCACGCUGCUUUACAUAUCAGAAUAUUACGUUAACGUUUAUUGUUGACCUCAAACUCCUUCGUCGACCACCCGACUUUGACGGUGUGGUUGGAGCGGCGCGAGCGUCGCGGUAGUAUGUGACCACAAUUAAGUACAACACUAAACUGAGUUAUAUAAAAAUAUAUGUAUUGUAUUCAUAUUGAUAAUUAUAUUUUUAUUGUUGCUGUCUUCGAAUCGUGCCGCUAUUUAUUGUCUCAUCUGAUGUUUUAAAACAAAAUUGUAAAUAUUGAAUAGUAAUAAAUAUUUUUACAAAACCCAA
Nymphalis io (European peacock) is the source of this 2624-nucleotide messenger RNA. RefSeq names its product WD repeat domain phosphoinositide-interacting protein 2. Gene Ontology annotation, cellular component: extrinsic component of membrane; cytosol; phagophore assembly site membrane. Gene Ontology annotation, molecular function: phosphatidylinositol-3,5-bisphosphate binding; phosphatidylinositol-3-phosphate binding; protein binding. The transcript has 8 exons. The record is from RefSeq and is a predicted model, not a curated record. Lineage: Eukaryota; Metazoa; Arthropoda; Insecta; Lepidoptera; Nymphalidae. Gene Ontology annotation, biological process: protein lipidation; protein localization to phagophore assembly site; nucleophagy. Bases 248 to 1627 code for a protein of 459 amino acids.